GAUCUAUUCGUAUCGUUGUCGUUUGCUGUUUACCGCCAUCUUGUAUUUGACACAAACGCUUCAGCUGAAAUAUCUAUUUUAUUCUAGAUAUAUUAAAAAACUUCGUAACUUAGUACAUAAAUACUUUAAAGUUAAGGAAAUAGUUAUUUAAAAGUUUACAUUUUUCAAAACCUAUAACAAUGUCAGGAGGAAGUAGCAGCAACCGAAAUGAGUGCAGAAUAUACGUAGGGAACCUACCGCCGGACAUAAGAACAAAGGACAUUCAAGAUUUAUUUUACAAAUUUGGCAAAGUUACAUUUGUCGAUCUGAAAAACAGAAAAGGUCCACCAUUCGCAUUCGUGGAAUUCGAGGAUCCGAGGGAUGCAGAUGAUGCGGUACGUGCAAGAGAUGGCUAUGAUUAUGAUGGUUAUCGUCUCCGAGUGGAGUUUCCUCGGGGCGGUGGCGGAGGUGGCGCAAGAGGCGGGCGCGGAGGAGGGGACCGCUUCGGUGCCAGACCUGCAACCAGAGGCCCUCCGGCUAGGCGUUCAGAGUACAGAGUGCUUGUUACUGGGUUACCACCGUCUGGAUCUUGGCAGGAUCUUAAAGACCACAUGCGUGAAGCGGGCGAUGUUUGCUUUGCUGACACUUUCAAGGAUGGCACCGGUGUUGUGGAGUUUCUCCGUCAUGAAGAUAUGAAGUAUGCAGUGAAAAAACUUGACGACUCACGGUUUAGAAGCCAUGAAGGCGAAGUAUCAUAUAUACGGGUGAAAGAGGACUACGGCGGCGGUGGUGGUGGUGACAGAUACAGUGGUGAUCGUGACAGAGGUGCUUCGGGCAGGUCGCGGUCGUAUUCACCGCGGCGACGCGGAUCGCCGACUUAUUCGCCGGUGCGUCGCAGCUACAGCCGUAGUCGCAGCCGUGAUCACAACUACUGAGCAGUGUGAGCGAGCGAGGAGCGGCGGCUGGCCGGGCGCCGCGACCCCGUAGCCCCGAGACUGCGCCCACUUAGCGCUAUGCCAUGUUUAUAAUAAGAUCAACAUAUGUAUGUCCAUACUACUUGUUUUGCAGGCGACAUGUCACGUGCACUCUCCUCUCGUCACAAAUGUAAAAACCCCUAAUAUGCUGAAUUUUGUAUUUAAUGAGUCGCUUACAGAACGAGUUGAAAUUGAUAUUGUAGUAUGUAAUUGAGUUGAUAUAAUUAAAAGUACGUUUUUUUUUGUUUCAUCCACUGUGGAUUUGGCUCGUUGGAUGUGCUUGGCUGGAGGUGUGAGUCAGGAUGCCGUAGGAUAGGAUGGCAUGGGAUGGGAUGGGACCGUCGGGUAGGACGCGCGCACUCAUCGCACAGGAAUACUCGGAUUUUCGGAUCGUACCAAAGGAUCUCGGACGGCUGCGGUCUCACUUGUGGAUUCUGCUCGAUAUCGCUUGUAGACGUGAACUGUUAACUUUUUGGAUUGUGAAUACGGACGUCACUUCUUAACACAGGACCACCGGAUCAUGGAUCUUUGGGUAUGAUUUUAAUAUAAAUUUUUGCCAAAUAACUUAUGUUGAGUGCACGCUCGGUAUAAUAUGAGAAUAUUAAUUGUUUGUUUUGGAUAUCCUUAACUCACACUUUAUUUGCUUUACUCGAUGUCUGCGUAAUUAUCCUACUCGUAGGUGCGCCACGGCCCUGAGGCGAGAAUACAUUAGCUUUGCUCAUUAGUCUUAGCCCUAACAAUUCGAUGUCAUAAAUGUAAUUAGCAUGCUUUAUUGAGCUUUCAUACAAUAUUUACAGUAAAUCUAUGGCGUGUGCGAAAGUGAGAGUGCUAGAGAUUGUAUGCCGGUUCAUUGUUUUCCAUUGAUUUUUCUAUCUGUGUGAACGUUUUCAAAAGAACAGAGAUUGUGUUUUACAUUAUUGAAUUGUAAAUUACAAAUUUUAAAAAUCCAAAAAAAAUGUUACUUAAUUAUUAUGAAUUUCGACUGAUUAUUUUUGUCAACCAUUUUUGACGAUAUCAUAGCGUGUGAAAUGUAAUUUAGGUAAUGAACCAGCAUUCCAAAGACCAACAUACUUUGAACUCAAUAAAUAUCUCUUAAAAAAAAUUAUGUUUAAUUAUUUGACAAUCCUUGUACAUGUGAUAAGAUGGCUCGGCUAAAAAAUCAAACUAUGAACAUAAAA
Molecule: messenger RNA, 2131 nt
Organism: Papilio xuthus (Asian swallowtail)
Lineage: Eukaryota; Metazoa; Arthropoda; Insecta; Lepidoptera; Papilionidae
Gene: SF2
Product: splicing factor 2
Exons: 6
Coding region: 180-914 (244 amino acids)
Cellular component (GO): cytoplasm; nucleus
Molecular function (GO): mRNA binding
Source: RefSeq, a predicted model, not a curated record